AUGGCUCCCGUAAAUAAAAUACGGAUAUGUGCCAUACUUUGGCUGAUUUGCGCUGUAAGUGCUGAGGGCAACAAUAAUACCACAACGACGAAAACUAUCAGGACUACUAUCCUACCGUCGAGGACUACACGCACUGAACUGAAAGUUUCCCGGAGUCUGAACCCCCAUGACACUCAGACUGUCAAUGUUAGAACGAAACAAGGACAUUUAACUCAGUUGAUAGUGAAGAAAAAAGAUUCGAAAUCGACUACGCACGGAAGCAGCACAACAGCUGCACCGACGACAGUUCCUAUCAAAACAACGGUACCAAAUGUGAAUGUUAAGUUCAACACAACUGACGAUAGUAAAAAUAAAACGGAAGUCCGAGAUCAAAGGAAGAUAAACUUUGGAUCCGUCAACAGCGACUUAGCCGGUUUUGAUUAUUACAUCAACCGCAAUAAACACGAAGAGUUCAGUGACAUCAAAGCGGAAUACGGUAACUGGUCCCCAGUUUCGGUUUACCCAGAAUCGCACAUUCAAGAAAACGGCGGAAAACCUGUCACCGACCCAGAAACUUCCAGCUAUUAUCCCACUUAUGAUAAUCAAGAGAAAGUUGAAAAUAAAAAGGUCUACAUAACAUCUACCAGUUUUAUGGACUAUGGUGGGCCCAUCAAAAGUUACAGGUUUGAUCCGCAUAAUCCCGUUAUAAAAAACGACAGAAAUCCCGUAUACAUAGAAGUUGUUAGCACUAAAGUCUCUGAUGGUGAGGCUAAAUCUUAUAAAGUACCAGAUCCCGUGAUGGUUAGCUCGGAACCAAUGUAUAUAAAGAAAGCUAUUGAAAAGUUUAACAAACGUGGUAGGUCAAUAUUAACUUUAGGUGACGAUGGAAUACCUGAAAUACAAGGAGUGAGAAUGCCUGACGAUGAGUCCGACAAAAAAACAUGGAGAAACGCACGGGUAGUUAACGGUGAAUUAGUACCUUAUCCGGAAGGGUACACCCCUCCUAAAGCCAUCCCAGAAGCGGACGUCUACCCAGAUUUAGCAACUGCAGACCCAGCUCAAAGUUUAGGACCAUUUACUAAAGAAGACAACUUUGAACCGAAAGAUGGGCCAUUUACAAAAUUUGAUAAUAUUCACUUUGAUACAGAUGAAUUUAUCCCUUCGUUCCCUUACAAAUCUAAGAAGGAAACUCAUUAUAUUAAACCUAGCUAUGGCCCAUUCACUAAGGCAGAUAAUUCAAAAGUUGCCAAUUCUAAAUUAAUUGAAUAUAUCAAACAAAUCAAUGAACAAGAAUCAAAGCGUGAUUAUUUUAGCGGCCGUAGUUCGAGAGCGCACAACGGCGAUUUAGAAUAUGCUGAAAGUCAUAUCCAAAGGCGUAUGUUGCAACACCCUGGCGACUCCAAUUUCCCUAAUUCAAUUAUGUAUACGCCCAAAAACGUCAAGCCCGGUUUUGACGAAAGUGUGAGGAAUCCUGUUCUUCAGUACGCCCAUCCAGAUCUUGGUGUUCAACCGGCUAAAGCUACUCGUGAUGGUAUUGAAAAUUACGAAAAUAAGCGUAAAAUUAAUUACUACACUAAUAUAGUUCCAAAAAGCGCUCAUCCGUAUCCAAUGGAACCGAUAAAUGGAUACAACCAGCAGCGCAGUCAGCACAUCCCGUCUGUGAAUAGAUAUUACGAAGAUGAAUACAAUAAGUUCUCAUAUUACGACCACAGCCCAGCGAAAUAUCCUUACGGUUAUGGCUAUGUCAAACGUAUUCCUGAACCAUCUCUAUGGAAGCGAUUCACAGACUCGAUGAAGGAUACCAUUAAUACUGCAAGCCAAACUGUACAACAAUUCACUAAACCUUUAAUAGACCCAAUCGCAAAAGUCACACAGCCCGUGUUUGAUCCAUUAGUAGAAGCAACACAAAAAAUAUCGCAUAACUUAGGAUUGUACCCAUCCAACGCAAUACAGAGUCAAAGGUACGCUCAGGAUAAAAUUGGUGUUGCCGCUGCAGCAUCCGGUUCUCCAGCGAUGCUUCCGGCUCUUGGAUUAAUGGCGAGUGGUGCCGCUUUGGGCCUCGGAGCCGUAGCCAUGGGUAGACUUUUAGAUGUUAAUCUAAUGCGUAGCGCUGACGAUGAAGACGCAGUAGAAAAAGAACACAAAAGAUCUUUCGGUGAUGCGGUUUACGAUUACGAUAGAAAAAUUCUCACCAAGCAAAAGUUCUUUGACGAUAAUUAUAAAAUGCCCAGUGAAAACGUUUAUGUGGUGAUGUCACCCGACGGUAGUGAUAGGACUAAGCGUAACGCCCUAAACUAUAACGAGCCGUUUGAGGUUGUUACCGGAGUACGCCAGCGACGCAGCGUGAAGCGGGCGCUGGUUGAUGAUAUGACAGAUGAGCUGCAGCACCUUGACUCAAGCCCAGCUCAGUCGAGCCUCACGUCUGCGGCCAUGGAUUUGGUGAAACAGACGGACUGGAGAGACUCGCAGUGUGCCAAAUUUACGUUCUGUAAAGUCCUAACUUCCCAACCAUCGGAUUCCAUGUUCGCUAUGGAGAAGAAAAUGGAGUCACUUUUAAAAAUGAUAUCGAGAGGAAACAGUGCCAGUGCUGCAGUCGUAGCACAUCAACUAGGGGAUGUGAUGGCUGCCAGCAGAGACCACGACUGCGCAAGAUUUCAAUGUGACGCGCAAUGA
Leptosia nina is the source of this 2652-nucleotide messenger RNA. The record is from the annotation of a GenBank genome assembly. NCBI's taxonomy places the organism in Eukaryota, Metazoa, Arthropoda, Insecta, Lepidoptera, Pieridae.